Hibiscus syriacus is the source of this 735-nucleotide messenger RNA. RefSeq names its product histone acetyltransferase KAT6B-like. Bases 58 to 462 code for a protein of 134 amino acids. The transcript has 2 exons. NCBI's taxonomy places the organism in Eukaryota, Viridiplantae, Streptophyta, Magnoliopsida, Malvales, Malvaceae. The record is from RefSeq and is a predicted model, not a curated record.
AAAAAUUUCUGAAACUCCGCUUUCGCCCGACUGGGUAAGCAGUAACCACCACAAACCAUGGCGUCAUUCGUUUGCAUGUCCUUAUCGCCGCCGCCCUCCACCGGCUCUUCUUCUUCCUCCACUUCCACUAGCCGCGGCGGUAGAUUCUCCCUCGUCUUUCCGCUCUCCAACGGCCGUCAGCGGACGAGGAGAACGAAACUUCAUUUGGUUUGUAUGGCUCCUGAGGAAGAGAAAUUGACUCGUCGCAACCCCCUCGAUUUCCCCAUCGAGUGGGAGAGGCCUAAACCUGGGCGUAGACCUGAUAUAUUUCCUAAAUUUAGUCCUAUGAAAACACCAUUACCACCACCGAUGCCAUACGAUCCUCCGGAAGAAGACGAAGAAGAGGAAGAAAAGAAAGAGGAAGAGGAAGAGGAGGAAGAUCCUGAAAAGGAAGAAGACCCCGAGAAUCCUGACAAACAAUAAUGAUAAAAUGUAGUUUGAAUUUUUCUUAUGCGCUUAGUAUGUUGAGUUGAUGGAAUGUUGUAGUCAUCCAUUUUCCGGACCAUCUUGUCGGAAUUUAUUCAGGCUGAUUUAGUAUAAGGGUUAGAACUUCUUGGAUGAAAACGAAAUGAAAAGGGGGCUUGAUUGUUAGUUAUCUUGAUGUCAUGCAUCUAUGAUUUGAAUCUUUGAUAUCCUCUAGAGUUUCGGCUCUCUUGAACGUAUAACCGCAUUGAAGACAUAAUACGGUUUGAUUUU